Messenger RNA from Tripterygium wilfordii, 12912 nucleotides. RefSeq lists its product as uncharacterized. The transcript is spliced from 63 exons. NCBI's taxonomy places the organism in Eukaryota, Viridiplantae, Streptophyta, Magnoliopsida, Celastrales, Celastraceae. The record is from RefSeq and is a predicted model, not a curated record. Bases 230 to 12664 code for a protein of 4144 amino acids.
AAAUUCAUUUCACAUCCCUUCCAAAAACCGUCCGAUUCUCUUGGUCAUUAGCCCUUUUUGUGCAGAUCGCAAGCGACGAGAGGUUUUCGAUUCUAUAGAAACCCUACCCUACUUUAUUGACAUUCAUACACUCUUCCUGCUCUCUAAUGGCACUUCUUUCCGGGCGAUCAUCGUCUACCGGUUGCGGAGACUCGAGAGGGUAAUCUGGAUACAUAUUAAUUCUGCCGCCAUGUUCGAAGCUCACGUUCUGCAUUUGCUCCGAAGAUACCUGGGAGAGUACGUCCAUGGGCUCUCAGCAGAGGCUUUGCGAAUCAGUGUUUGGAAAGGUGACGUUGUCCUCAAGGAUUUGAAAUUGAAGGCAGAGGCCCUAAAUUUGCUAAAACUUCCUCUCACUGUCAAAGCGGGUUUUGUUGGCACCAUCACAUUGAAGGUUCCAUGGAAAAGCUUGGGCAAGGAGCCUGUGAUUGUUCUUAUCGAUCAAGUAUUUGUUCUUGCUCAUCCCGCUUCUGAUGGCCAAACUCUCCAGGAGGACAGAACAAAACUUUUUGAAGCCAAGCUUCAGCAGAUUGAGGAGGCAGAAUCUGCAACCCUUGAAGCAAUAUCAAGGUCAAAAUUGGGACAUCCUCCACCUGGGAAUUCAUGGCUGGGUUCUCUCAUUGCUACUAUUAUUGGAAAUCUUAAAAUUUCAAUUAGCAAUGUACAUAUCAGAUAUGAGGAUCCCAUCAGUAAUCCUGGGCAUCCCUUUUGUUCUGGUGUUACCUUGGCUAAGCUUGCAGCGGUAACAAUGGAUGAAGAAGGAAAUGAAACCUUUGAUACUAGUGGUGCUUUGGAUAAACUGCGGAAGUCAUUACAACUUGAGAGGCUUGCUGUAUAUCAUGACUCUGAUAGCCUUCCCUGGAAGAUAGAUAAGAGGUGGGAGGAUCUCACUCCGAGGGAAUGGAUUGAGAUAUUUGAAGAUGGAAUAAAUGAAUCUUCUGAUAGCCAUGAAAUGGCGUCUCAAUGGGCUGUGAAUCGCAACUAUGUGGUAUCGCCGAUCAAUGGAGUCCUUAAAUAUCACCGCCUGGGAAAUCUAGAAAGAAAUGAUCGUCAGGUCCCGUUUGAGAAGGCAUCUCUUUUCCUUCGUGACAUAUCAUUGACAAUCACUGAGGGGCAAUAUUAUGAUUGGAUUAAGCUUUUGGAGGUUGUAUCUAGAUACAAAACAUACCUUGAAGUUUCCCAUCUAAGACCGGUGGUGCCGGUUUCCAAAGAUCCUUCCUUGUGGUGGCGUUAUGCUGCUCAAGCUUGUCUGCAGCAGAAGAAAGUCUGCUAUCGACUCUCAUGGGAACGCAUUCGGCAUCUUUGUCAGCUUCGUCGACGUUACAUUCAUUUGUAUGCUGGUUCACUUCAACAGCCAUCAGAUGAUGAUAACUUGGAGAUCAGAGAUAUUGAGAAACAUCUUGAUUCUAAAGUAAUUCUGUUAUGGAGGUUCCUUGCACAUGCAAAGGUUGAAUCUGUGAAAUCAAAGGAAGCUGCUGAACAGCGGAGGCUCAAAAAGAAAAGCUGGUUUUCUUUUGGCUGGCGCACACAAUCUGAAGAUGCCUCUGAUGGGGAUUCUCCAGAGGGGUUGCAGUUGACUGAAGAAAGACUGACAAAAGAAGAGUGGCAGGCCAUCAAUAAUUUACUUAGCUACCAGCCUGAUGCUGAGCUGACAUCACAUUCGGGAAAAGAUGCUCAGAAUAUGAUCCAGUAUCUGGUUACUGUUUCUAUUGGUCAGGCAUCUGCCAGAAUCAUCAGCAUAAAUCAGACAGAGAUUCUGUGUGGCAGAUUUGAGCAACUUGAUGUGUCAAUCAAGUUCAAAGGUCGCAGUAUUCACUAUGAUGUUUUACUGAGAUUCUAUGGUCUAUCUGCGCCUGAAGGUUCACUAGCUCAGAGUGUAUCUAGCGAGAAAAAGGUGAAUGCUUUGGCUGCUAGUUUUGUCCAGUCACCAGUUGGGGAGAAUAUCGACUGGAGGCUUUCAGCUACCAUUUCUCCCUGUCAUGUCACGGUCCUGAUGGAAAGUUUUGAUCGCUUUUCUGAUUUUGUUAGGAGGAGCAAUGCUGUAAGCCCUACUGUUGCAUUAGAAACUGCAAAUGCUUUGCAGAUGAGAAUUGAGAAAGUGACUCGUAGAGCCCAAGAACAAUUUCAAACUGUAUUAGAGGAACAAAGCAGAUUUGCUCUUGACAUUGAUCUCGAUGCUCCAAAAGUUAAAGUUCCUGUCAGGACACGUGGAUCUCCAAAAUGUGACAGCCAUUUUCUUUUGGAUUUUGGUCAUUUUACACUACAUACUGUGGAAAAUCAGUCUGAUGAACAGGAGAAGAGCCUCUAUUCUCGCUUCUUCAUUUCUGGGAGAGAUAUUGCUGCUUUCUUUACUGAUUGUGGUUCUGACAGCCACAGCGACACAUGGGAUGUGCCAAAUUAUAGCAAUCAUCCAGUUAGAUCUACUGAUACAAAAAUUAUUGGCCAUUUCUACUCUCUAAUUGAUAGGUGUGGAAUGGCUGUUAUUGUUGAUCAGAUCAAAGUGCCUCAUCCUAGUUAUCCGUGGAUGCGGAUUUCUGUUCAAGUGCCAAACCUUGGCAUUCACUUUUCACCGACAAGAUAUUGUAAACUCAUGGAGUUGCUGAACAUUUUGUAUAAUACAAUGGAAAGUUGUGGUCAGCCUACUGCAAAUAAUUCCCAGACUGAAUUUGCCCCAUGGAGCUCUGCAGAUCUUGCUACCAGUGCUAGAAUUCUUGUUUGGAAGGGGAUUGGCAAUUCUAUGGCUACUUGGCAUCCCUGUUUCCUUGUGCUAUCUGGAUUAUAUCUUUACAUUUUGGAAUCUGAAAGGUCAGAAAGCUACCAGCGGUAUUUGAGCAUGGCUGGCAGACAGGUACUCGUGGUUCCUCCAAUAAAUGUUGGUGGUUCAACGUCUUGUAUUGCUGUAAGUUUGAGGGGCAUGGAGAUUCAGAAGGCAUUGGAAUCUUCUACUACCUGGGUUUUAGAGUUUCGGGAUGAGGAAGAGAAGGCAGCUUGGUUGAAAGGACUAGUACAAGCAACGUAUCAAGCAUCUGCUCCUCCUUCAGUAAAUAUACUUGGAGGAAAAGAUGAUGGUGUCACAGUGUUUGGCGAAUCUCAGAACAGAAAGUUGAAAACUGCUGACCUUAUAGUUCAUGGGGCCUUGCAUGAAAUGAAGUUAUGCAUAUAUGGAAAGACUGGAGAUAAAAUUAAUGAAGAUAAUGAGGAGAAUCUAAUCCUUGAAGUUCUUGCUAGUGGAGGGAAGGUCCAUGUGAUUCGUUCUGAAGGUGACCUUACUGUCAAGACGAAACUUCAUUCAUUAAAAAUCAAGGAUGAGCUUCAAGGUCACAUUUCUGAGGGUCCGCAGUUUUUGGCCUGCUCUGUACUGAAGAAUGACAACCCACCUACUUCUCCAGGCACCUUCAUUUCUCAUGGGAAAGAGACAUCUCAUAUGCUUCUGGAGGAUGAUGACACUUUCACGGAUGCUUUGCCACAUUUUAUGUCUCUGACAGACACAGGCUUUUAUUCACCAAAAAUGGAUGUGUCAGGGUCGGGGCUUAGGGGCGAUAUUGGGGAAUCUGCCGACUUUGAGUCUGUUGAAUCAUUCACUCUCGAAAAAGAUCUGGUGGAAGGAAUGGGAAUCUCUAAUGAAAUAUUUUAUGAAGCUCAGGGUGAUAAUUCAAAUUUCGUGACAGUUAUUUUCUCAACAAGAAGUUAUGGUUCACAGGAGUAUGAUGGUAUAGAUACGCAGAUGAGCAUUCGCAUGUCCAAGUUAGAGUUCUUUUGCAACAGACCUGCACUUAUUGCAUUGAUUGGUUUCGGCUUGGACUUAAGCUCUGUGAAUUAUAAGGAGAACAGUACAGAUAUGACCAAUGACAAUUCAUUGAUCAACAAAGAAAGAACUGAAGUCAGUGGGCGUGUUAAAGGGUUGCUGGGCUAUGGUAAAAACCGUGUAGUGUUCAACUUAAAGAUGAAUGUUGACAGUGUCACUGUAUUUCUCAACAAGGAGGAUGGUUCCAGGCUUGCAAUGUUUGUUCAAGAGACUUUCCUGCUGGAUAUUAAGGUCCAUCCAAGUUCUCUUUCCAUUGAGGGCACAUUGGGAAAUCUCAGGCUUCGUGAUAUGUCAAGUGGGACCGAUCAUUUUUGGAGUUGGCUUUGUGACAUACGUAACCCAGGAGUUGAUUCACUCAUCAAGUUCAAUUUUCAUUCGUAUAGUGCUGAAGAUGAUGAUUAUGAAGGAUAUGACUACAGCCUCAGUGGCCGACUUUCAGCUGUUCGCAUAGUUUUCCUUUAUAGGUUUGUUCAGGAGGUAACUGCAUAUUUCAUGGAGCUUGCAACACCACAUACAGAAGAAGCAAUCAAACUUGUUGAUAGAGUUGGUGGUUUUGAGUGGUUGAUCCAAAAAUCUGAGAUUGAUGGAGCUGCUGCAUUGAAGCUGGACCUGUCACUUGAUACUCCAAUAAUCAUUGUUCCCAGGAAUUCAGUGAGCAAAGAUUUCAUACAGCUUGAUUUAGGCCAGCUCCAGGUGACAAAUGAAUUCAGUUGGCAUGGGUGCCCGGAGAAAGAUCCUUCAGCCGUCCAUGUUGAUGUUCUUCAUGCCGAGAUUAUGGGAAUCAAUAUGUCAGUUGGUAUUGAUGGUGCUAUUGGUAAACCAAUGAUACGGAAAGGAAAAGACCUUGAUGUAUAUGUGCGCCGCAGUUUGAGGGAUAUUUUUAGGAAAGUCCCAACGCUGGCCCUGGAAAUAAAGCUUGGAUACUUGCAUGGUGUGAUGUCUGACAAAGAAUACGAUGUUAUUCUAAAUUGUAUAUCCAUGAACUUAUCUGAAGAGCCAAGGCUUCCUCCUAGUUUUCGUGGCAGCAAAUCUGGCUCAAAUGAUACAAUGCGGCUACUUGUGGAUAAGGUCAACAUUAAUAGCCAAAACCUACUAUCACGUACUGUUACAAUAGUUGCUGUUGAGGUCGACUACGCGCUGCUAGAGUUGUGUAAUAGCAUUCAUGAGGAGCAGCCCUUAGCUUAUAUUGCUCUGGAAGGUCUCUGGGUAUCGUAUAGGAUGACUUCAUUAUCCGAAACAGAUCUUUAUGUGACCAUUCCUAGAUUUUCUAUUAUGGACAGUCGCCCUGAUACUAAAAAUGAAAUGCGCCUGAUGCUAGGUUCAUCAACUGAUGCUUCCAGGCAAGUGUCUGGUGGAAAAGUUCCAUCUUCCAUAAGCGACGGCAGCUUUAGGAGAAAAAAUAUGGAGGUUGUGCUUGAUAUGGAUGUUCCAACUCCAACAAUGUUCUUGAUGGAUUACCGAUGGCGAGUGUCUUCAAGGUCUUGUGUGCUUCGGGUUCAACAUCCUCGGGUCCUUGUUGUGCCUGAUUUCCUUCUUGCUGUUGGUGACUUUUUUGUUCCAGCUCUGCGAGCAAUUACUGGCAGGGAAGAGUCAAUGGAUCCCAAGAAUGAUCCUAUAAGUAGAAACAACAGUAUAGUACUCUCUGAACCUGUCUACAAGCAAACUGAAGAUGUGGUGCACUUAUCUCCAAAUAGACAGUUAGUAGCAGAUGCUGUGGGAAUUGAUGACUAUGUCUACGAUGGUUGUGGAAAGGUUCUCUGUUUAAGCAAAGAAAGCAUUGUGAAGGAAUCUGCUGCAAUUAUUUUUAUUGGACGUGGGAAGAGGCUUCGGUUUGUUAAUGUCAAAAUUGAGAAUGGAUCCCUUUUACGGAAAUAUGUGUACUUGAGUAAUGAUAGCAGCUACUCAGUUUCUGCGGAAGACGGUGUUGACAUUUCGUUGCUUGACUAUUCCCCAUCUAAUUGUGACAAUAAUAUUCAAGACUACAUGCCUGAAUCAACAGAAACUUUCAAUACUUCAGAUCCUCAAAGUGAUUCAAAUUUCAUGCAAAGUUUUACUUUUGAAGCACAGGUUGUUUCUCCAGAUUUCACCUUCUAUGACAGUACGAAAACUUCUCUGGACAACUUCUCUUAUGGUGAAAAGCUUUUGCGUGCAAAAAUGGAUCUAAGCUUCAUGUUUGCGUCAAAAGGAAAUGAUACCUGGAUUCGAGCCGUGUUGAAGGAUCUUAAUGUGGAAGCGGGUUCUGGUCUUAUCAUUCUUGAUCCAGUGGAUCUCUCUGGAGGAUAUACUUCUGUCAAGGAGAAAACAAAUCUCUCUUUUCUAUCAACCAAUGUGUACAUCCAUCUUUCCCUGGCUUCCAUUUCUCUUUUGCUGAACCUGUUGAAUCAGGCAGAUGCAGCUUUACGAUUUGGAAAUGCCAUUCCAGUUUCUCUUUGUACGAAUUUUGAUCGACUUUGGGUUUCCCCGAAAGAAAACGGAUCUGGCAACCACCUCACAUUUUGGAGGCCCCAAGCUCCAUCAAAUUAUGUUAUACUGGGAGAUUGUGUGACAUCAAGGCCAAUUCCUCCUUCACAGGCAGUAAUGGCUGUGAGCAAUACAUAUGGGCGUGUGCGAAAGCCUACUGGUUUCAAUCUCAUUGGCUUAUUCAGUAGUAUUCAAGGACAUAAAGGAAGAGAAGACCAUUCUGAUACCGAUUGUUCUAUUUGGAUGCCUGUUGCUCCACCAGGAUAUACUGCACUCGGCUGUGUUGCAAAUGUAGGAAGCCAACCUCCACCAAAUCAUAUUGUUUACUGUCUACGUGCUGAUCUAGUAUCAUCGACAACCUAUUCAGAAUGCAUAUUUAGUUCCCCUUCAAGUUCUCUGUAUAGGUCUGGAUUUAGUGUUUGGAGGCUAGACAAUGUCAUUGGAUCAUUUUUUGCUCAUCCUAUGACUGAAUCUCCUCCCAAAGGCACUAGUUGUGACCUUAGUCAUCUUCUUCUCUGGAACUCAAUCCGACACAAUUCCUCUUCUAAAGAAUUCUCUUCAGAUUUACCUAACUAUGAUGAUGGAAGUCAGCAAACAGGUAACCAGACUGCAGGUUCAUCUGGGUGGGAUAUUCUUAGAUCAAUUUCUAAAUCAACUACUUGUUAUAUGUCAACUCCCAACUUUGAGAGAAUCUGGUGGGACAAGGGUGGCGACCUGCGGAGACCUGUUUCAAUUUGGCGACCUAUUACACGUCCUGGCUAUGCUGUACUAGGAGAUUGCAUAAUAGAAGGCUUAGAACCACCUGCUUUGGGCAUAAUCUUCAAGGCUGAUGAUCUGGAAAUAUCCGCAAAGCCUGUGCAGUUCACUAAAGUUGCACAAAUUACAGGGAAGGGUUGUGACGAAGUAUUUUUCUGGUUUCCAAUUGCACCCCCUGGUUAUGCUUCUCUUGGAUGUGUAGUCUCUAGAACAGAUGAUGCACCACGUCUAGAUUUGUUUUGCUGUCCAAGGAUGGAUCUUGUUAACCAGUCUAGCGUUCAUGAUGCUCCCAUUUCACGAUCUUCUAGCUCAAAAACAUCCCAGUGCUGGAGCAUUUGGAAAGUUGAAAAUCAGGCCUGCACUUUCCUGGCACGAGCUGAUCUUAAUAAACCUUCAAGUCGUCUGGCAUACACCAUUGGUGAUUCUGUGAAGCCAAAGACUCGAGAAAACAUAACUGCUGAGAUGAAGCUAAGAUGCUUCUCUCUUACUGUUGUGGACAACUUAUGUGGAAUGAUGACCCCACUAUUUGACACAACAAUCACCAACAUCAAGCUUGCAACACAUGGGCGUCUUGAAGCAAUGAAUGCAGUACUGGUUUCCUCUAUUGCAGCAUCCACAUUCAACACACAGCUAGAAGCAUGGGAGCCACUAAUAGAGCCAUUUGAUGGAAUAUUCAAGUUCGAAACUUAUGAAACUAGUGUACAUCAACCAUCAAGACUUGGAAAGAGAGUCCGUAUUGCUGCUACCAGUGUCCUUAACAUUAAUGUCAGCGCUGCAAGUCUUGAAACUUUUGUAGAGACCAUACUUUCAUGGAGAAGACAGCUAGAAAUUGAACAGAAAGCAGCGAAAUUAUAUGAGGGAGGUGGCUAUCAUGGACAAGGCGAGGAUCCAACAUUUUCUGCAUUGGACGAAGAUGAUUUUCAGACCAUCAUAAUAGAAAAUAGACUUGGAUGUGAUAUAUAUUUGAAAAGAGUGGAAGAGAACUCGGAUUCUUUGGACCAGCUUCACAAUGGUGACAGUGCAUCAAUGUGGAUCCCUCCUCCUAGAUUUGCAGACAGAUUAAAUGUUGCAGAUGAAUCCAGGGAGGCACGGUGUUACAUCGUUGUGCAGAUAGUUGAAGCCAAGGUUUUGCCUAUUAUUGAUGAUGGUAAUAGCCAUAGUUUCUUCUGUGCUCUGCGCCUUGUAUUUGAUAGCCAGGGCGUAGAUCAGCAAAAACUUUUCCCUCAGAGUGCACGGACGAAAUGUGUUAGGCCUUCAAUUUCAAAAACCGGUGACCUUAAUGAAGGCAUUGCAAAGUGGAAUGAACUUUUCAUCUUUGAAGUUCCUCGAAAGCAGGGACUGGCUAAGUUAGAAGUGGAGGUUACAAAUCUUUCAGCAAAAGCUGGAAAGGGUGAGGUGGUUGGUGCACUAUCUUUUCCUGUUGGACAUGGUUCACAUAUGCUUAAAAAGGUUGCUUCUGCAAGAAUGCUGCACCAGCCAUCUGAUACUCAGAAUCUAGUAUCGUAUCCACUGAAAAGAAAGAUUCAACAUGACGGUGUUGAAGAUGUGCCCAACUCUGGAAGCCUAUUAGUUUCUACAUCGUACUUUGAGCGUAACAUGAUUGCAAACUUCCAAAGAGAUACAGUUAGUGAAAGUGUUCACGAUAGAGAUAUUGGGUUCUGGGUUGGGCUUAGCCAAGAUGGUAAAUGGGAGAGUGUUCGUUCAUUGCUUCCAUUGUCAGUGGUCCCAAAGUCAUUACAGAAUGAUUAUAUUGCCAUGGAAGUUGUCAUGAAAAAUGGGAGGAAGCAUGCGAUAUUCAGGGGGCUUGCAACAGUAGUGAAUGAUUCAGAUAUGAAAUUUGACAUUUCCAUAUGUCAUAUUUCUUUGAUGCAAGGAAUGAAUCAUAAGAACAGUGAUUUCACUGGCAUAUGCCCUGGAGCUUCUGUUGUUUUACCCUGGAGAUGUGCAUCCAAGGACUCUGAUCAGUGUUUACAAAUUCGCCCUUUUGUUGAUCAGUCUCAAUCCUCCUAUUUGUGGGGUCAUGCAGUGUAUGUUGGUUGUGGUGAUGCAUUUGGGAAGGAGCAGCCCCUCUCGGAUCAAGAAUUGUUAACCAGGCAAAAUACUUUUAAGCAGGGGAACAAAAUUCUUGACUUGACUUUCAAGAUGAAUCAGCUUGAGAAGAAGGAUGUUCUUUUUUGUUGUUCUCCUAGUGUUGGAAGUAAACUAUUUUGGCUUAGUGUUAGUGCUGAUGCCUCAGUUCUUCAUACUGAACUGAAUUCUCCUGUGUAUGAUUGGACAAUAUCUGUUAACUCUCCUCUGAAGUUGGAAAAUCGACUUCCUUGUCAAGCAGAGUUCACAAUCUGGGAGAAAACAAAUGAAGGGAAAUGCAUUGAACGACAGCAUGGUGUAAUUUCUUCACGCAAGAGUGUACAUAUAUAUUUAAUAGAUGUCCGCAGACCUAUAUAUCUAACACUGUUCUGUCAAGGAGGGUGGGUUCUGGAGAAGGAUCCUGUCCUUAUUUUGGAUCUGUCAUCUAAUACCCACGACUCAUCAUUUUGGAUGGUCCACCAGCAAAGUAAAAGGAGAUUGCGAGUGAGCAUUGAACGAGAUAUGGGAGGGACCGUCGCUGCACCCAAAACAAUAAGGUUUUUUGUUUCGUAUUGGAUCAUGAAUGAUUCGUAUCUGCCAUUGGCAUACAGAGUGGUGGAAAUUGAACCGUCUGAGAUCACAGAUACAGAUUCUAUUUCACUAUCAAGAGCAGUUAAGUCUGCUAAAACUGCUUUCAAAAAUCCUACAAACUCGAUGGAUAGGAGACAGUCUGUGCCAAGGAGAAACCUACAGGUGCUUGAAGUGAUAGAGGACACCAGUCCAAUGCCAUGUAUGCUUUCUCCUCAAGAGUCUGCAGGUCGCAGUGGUGUGGUCCUGUUUCCAUCUCAAAAAACAGCAUUUCCCUCCUCGCGUGUGGGUAUAGCUGUUGCUAUUCGGCAUUCUGAAAAUUUCAGCCCUGGAAUAUCUCUUCUGGAGCUCGAAAAGAAGGAACGGGUUGAUGUAAAGGCAUUCAGUUCAGAUGGGUCUUACUACAAACUUUCAGCGUUGUUGAAUAUGACUUCUGACAGGACAAAGGUUGUUCAUUUUCAGCCACAUACGUUGUUUAUGAAUCGGGCUGCAUGCAAUAUCUGCCUCCAGCAGUGUGAUUCUCAGUUGAUGGAAUGGAUUCAUCCUGCUGAACCUCCAAAACUCUUUGGAUGGCAGUCUUCUGCUAAAGUUGAGCUCAUGAAGUUGCGCGUUGAUGGAUACAACUGGAGUACACCAUUUAGUGUAAGCAAUGAAGGUGUGAUGCGCAUUUCUUUGAAGGACAAUAAAGGAAGCAAUGAACUUAAGUUACGAGUUGAAGUAAGAAGUGGAACGAAGAGCUCACGCUAUGAAGUUAUUUUCCGACCCAACUCAUUGUCAAGUCCCUACAGGAUUGAAAAUCGUUCCAUGUUUUUGCCCAUUCGCUUCCGGCAAGUGGAUGGUGGCAGUGAUGUUUGGUGCUUUCUUCUUCCUAACUCAGCAGGUUCCUUUUUAUGGGAUGAUCUCAGUAGACAACAUGUUCUGGAACUCCUUGUGGAUGGAGCUGACCCAUUGAAAUCUGAGAAAUACAAUAUCGAUGAGAUUUGUGAUCACCAACCUGUCCACAUGGCUGGAGGGCCUGCUAAGGCUCUACGGGUUACGAUUUUUAAGGAAGAGAAAACAAAUGUUGUUAAAAUAAGCGACUGGAUGCCAGAAAAUGAUCCUGCACAAUCCUUGACUAAGAGAAUUCAAUCUGCACCAUCACAGCUUACCAGGAUUGCUUCUGAACAACAAUCACUCUCGGCCACAGAUAGUGAAUUUCAUGUUAUUGUUGAGCUUGCUGAACUUGGAUUAUCCGUUAUAGACCAUACACCUGAGGAGAUAUUAUACCUAUCAGUGCAGAAUAUCCUUCUCGCUUAUUCCUCUGGCUUGGGCUCUGGGUUCAGUAGGUUCAAAUUAAGAAUGCAUGGAUUACAAGUGGACAACCAGUUGCCAUUAACUCCAAUGCCAGUUCUAUUCCGGCCACAGAGAGUUGAGAAUCAUGAUUAUAUCUUGAAAUUUUCUGUGACAUUGCAAUCAGAUGGGUCAUUAGAUCUUCGUGUUUAUCCAUAUAUUGGCUUGAGUGGGCCUGAUAAUUCUGCUUUCCUAAUUAAUAUUCAUGAACCCAUUAUUUGGCGCCUUCAUGAGAUGAUCCAGCAAGUCAACCUCAAUAGAUUGUAUGAUUCUCAAACAACUGCUGUUUCAGUUGAUCCAAUAAUUCAAAUUGGUGUGCUUAACAUAUCAGAAAUUCGGUUCAAAGUUACAAUGGCUAUGUCACCUAGUCAACGGCCAAGAGGGGUACUUGGCUUUUGGUCUUCCUUGAUGACUGCCUUGGGCAACACUGAAAAUAUGCCUGUUAGGAUAAAUCAAAGAUUUCAUGAGAAUGUGUGCAUGAGGCAGAGUACUAUGAUUAGUAAUGCUGUUUCAAACAUGAAAAAGGAUCUUCUUGGCCAACCUCUUCAAUUGCUUUCUGGUGUUGAUAUAUUGGGUAAUGCAAGCAGUGCACUUGGUCAUAUGAGUAAAGGAGUAGCUGCCUUGUCAAUGGACAAAAAGUUCAUUCAAAGUCGACAAAGAAAGGAGAACAAGGGUGUAGAGGACUUGGGUGAUGUUAUCAGAGAGGGGGGUGGAGCUUUUGCGAAAGGACUAUUUAGAGGAGUCACUGGCAUAUUGACUAAGCCUCUUGAAGGUGCAAAGUCCUCUGGAGUCGAGGGUUUUGUUCAGGGUUUUGGAAAAGGAAUAAUUGGUGUAGCAGCACAACCUGUUAGUGGGGCUUUAGAUUUUUUGUCAAAAACUACUGAAGGUGCCAAUGCCCUGAGAAUGAAGAUAGCAUCUGCUAUUGCUUCAGAUGAGCAGCUUCUACGUAAGAGACUGCCCCGAGUGAUUAGUGGUGACAAUUUGCUCCGACCAUAUGAUGAGUAUAAGGCACAAGGACAGGUUAUAUUGCAGCUGGCAGAGUCAGGCUCAUUUUUUGGUCAGGUUGAUCUAUUUAAAGUAAGGGGGAAAUUUGCCCUAUCAGAUGCUUAUGAAGAUCACUUUAUGCUGCCAAAGGGAAAAAUCCUGGUCGUCACUCAUCGAAGAAUCAUAUUGUUGCAGCAACCCAACAAUAUCAUUGCACAGAGGAAGUUCAGUCCUGCGAGGGAUCCUUGUUCUGUAUUGUGGGAUGUGCUGUGGAAUAACUUGGUUACAAUGGAAUUGACUCAUGGAAAGAAAGAUAUUCCAAAAUCCCCUCCUUCACGACUUAUUCUUUAUUUAAGGACUAGGCCAACGGAAAUGAAGGAGCAAGUUCGUAUUUUAAAAUGUAGCCCUGAAUCCCAUCAGGCUCUCGAGGUUUACUCAUCCAUUGACCGGGCAAUGAACACAUAUGGACCGAAUCUAUCCAUGGAAACGCCAAAAAAGCAAGCAACAAAACCAUAUUCACCAAUAGCUGAUGGUGCCAGUGAUGAAUUUGCUUCAAAAGAAGAUAUUUGCACCUGGACUCCUCCACAGGUUCCUGCACCAGUCGCUCUAAGUUCAACAUUUGGCAGUAGCACAACUUGAUUCAAUAGAUAUGAAGCUUGUACGGUUGCAAUUACAAACUGGUAUAUGAACUGUAAAGAAAAUACUCUACAGUUACGGAUAGUAUCUGGAAGUGAGCGGACAAAAUUCUCACUAUGUAAAUGCGUGUACAGCAUUCCUUGCGUAUGUAAUAGCUAACAGAAGCUGCAACAGUUUAGCUGAAGCAGCAGCCAUUUUGACGAGCCGUGGUAUAGAAAGGUUAUAAAUUUAUAAUUGAUGGUGAUGCAUCA